AUGGCCUCUACGGCGGAAAAAGAUGCAUCAGCAGUAGAAAUAAACAUCGAAGACAGUUCCGCCGAUGUGCCAGAUACUGGACGUGCCACCGCCAGACAGAUGCUGGCCGCCAACGGUCGUAAUAAUCGAAGCCGGGCGAAUAGUCGAUCCCCAUCAAGCAGAGCAAAGCGCGAUACGGAAAAAGCUCGUACCGAUGCAAUUCCAUUGCUGCCCGUCCCGAACGAGUCCAAUCUGCCGCGCCAGGAACCACCGAUCGCUGGACCCGAGCUGGACGAUGACGACUCGCUGGACAAUGGCAUUGAUUUGGACGAUCCCAAAAGCAACCGGGGUAUAGACAGUGGAUUUUUGGACCCGAUCGAUAACGGAUCGGUCGAUACGGGUGGUGUAACACGUCCCGGGCGACGUGGAGGCCGUCGCAAUCAAACGCCAACGCGUCCCACCUAUCGGCCAGGAUUUGCGCCGGGAUUUGCUCCAGAUGGAACGCGUGUUAUUGAAACCACCGACAGUGGACAGAUCAUUCCGGACGUGAAUGUGUACCAGCAGAAGAAAAACCUUGCCCAGGGCAUGAUGGAUUUGGCGCUACUGUCUGCUAAUGCGAACCAGCUCCGUUACGUGCUCGAAUCGUACAAACGUCAUCCGUACUUCUACGUCAAUCUGAUCUUCAUCUCAACCAGCAUUAUCGCACAGGUGGUGGUCGGUAUCGGGCUGAUCUGGAAGAGCCGGUAUAACAUCAAGAAUGAGAAUGAUUUUUGUAAGGCAGAUCGAAUCAACAAUCUCAUCACGAUCGGCAUAUUCAUUAUUACGCUCGUGAACGUGCUCAUAUCGGCGUUUGGUGUUGCAGAACCGCAAGCCGUUGCGUGACGGGUGUAUAUGUAAAAUCUUAUAUCAAAAGUUUUCAU
Anopheles maculipalpis is the source of this 899-nucleotide messenger RNA. Its product is annotated as ninjurin-A-like. The transcript has 3 exons. Gene Ontology annotation, cellular component: membrane. Bases 1 to 861 code for a protein of 286 amino acids. Lineage: Eukaryota; Metazoa; Arthropoda; Insecta; Diptera; Culicidae. The record is from RefSeq and is a predicted model, not a curated record. Gene Ontology annotation, biological process: tissue regeneration; cell adhesion.